UGAGCAACCCCGGCACUGAGAGAGGAGUAGCCGGCGAGCGAGUGGUGCAGCAGAAAAAGGGGGGAGUGACGGCAGCAUGCACUUGUAGAAAAAAGCUGCAGAAUUCAAGCGUCUGAAGGACUGAAAACCUUUUCACUUCUUUUCCUCGGAGGUGUUUCAUCCUUUAUUCCAUGAGUGCUGCAAGCGUGCUCACGUCGUUCAGUCCAUCAGCAAUGCCCGGCCCAGUCAUGCCGAUGGAUGUGGCUAUGAGGUUCUACAUUAGCCACUCCCCGCCUCCGCUGCGCAGCUUCCUCAGCUCGUACGAGGAGCUGCAGCGGGCCAAGAACCGGCUGAACCAGGCCGGCGGCCGCAGCCACGGCCCGCAGCGCUACAAGCCGCUGCGACCCUGCCUCAGCCACCAGCAGAAGGCCGUGGAGGACGGCGGCAAGAAGAGGGUGGUGUUCGCCGACACCAAGGGCAUGUCCCUCACCGCCAUCCACGUCUUCUCCAAGUUCGACGACGAGCUGUACCAGAGCAAGCAGAUCGCCGGGCUGGCGGAGGAGCUGCAGUUCGACAUGACCGACUUGGGCACGGCCACCAUGGACCUAAAGAUCAGCUCGGUGUGCAACCUGGCGCUUGACUUUAAACAGCCCUCGGCCGACUACCUGGACUUCCGGAACCGGCUGAUUCAGAACUCCGUCUGCUUGGAGAACUGCUCGCUGCAGGAGCGCUCGCUGACCGGCACCGUCAAGGUCAGGAACGUGGGCUUUGAGAAGUCGGUGCUGGUGCGCGUCACCCACGACUCGUGGGCCAGCCACACCGACGUGGACUGCACCUUCAUGAACAACAUCUACGGCUGCCAGGACACCGACACCUUCGCCUUCGUCCUGGAGCUGCCGGCCUGCGUGCCGCCCCAGCACACGGUCCAGUUCUGCAUCUGCUUCACGGUGCAAGGCCAGACCUUCUGGGACAAUAACGACGGCAAGAACUACACGCUGAAACACGUCAGCUGGAACGGCACGACAGCCCCCGAGCACAAAAAGCAUUCGGAGCACAAAAGCGGGGAGGUGAAGCUACUGGACCUGGAGUUUGACCAGUUCGGCAGCCCACGCAUGUCCAGCGGACUCUUUCCCGGCUGGCAGAGCUGGGGUCACUUUGAUAACCAUGUGCCUUACUGGUGAAAACUGUCGGGACGUUUUUGCCGAAGUGGCACUGGCACAACGAUGAGAGGCCCUGAAAGGGCAUUCAGCACCGAUCCGGCUGUGGGUUUCGUGCUCGGCUGUCUCGCAGACAGAAACUCAACUGAACCAAACACACUGCUUUUUAAAGCAGAACCAGAAGUCAAACCAGACAAAAGUGUAAUGUUCUCAACUGACCUGCUUUUUUUUUUUUUUCUUCUUCUUGCUGACCCAUUGAGUGAUUGAACAGUAGCCGGGGCAGGAAGAAGGGGUAUCUGGGGGGGUUAUUUCUUUUAGUUCUCUCUUAGAAAAUACUCACGUGCCUUCUUAUUUUUGUGCCUUCCGACUAAAAUACAGACUACAAGAGACUUUAAGGUCCUUUCAAGGACCUGAUGCAUUGGUUCGUAUGCACUGAUGACGGAGAUGUCCCGCUCAAUGUGACGUCUGCAAAACUGCGGAGGAAGUAGAGCUGAUUAAGUCCUUCAUAUUGAAGGGAAAGCUUGGGGAGUGCAUGGCAACACAAUGCUUUUCUGCUAAAUAAGCACCCGAUUACUUUCCAAUUUAAAAAAAGAAAACGCACUAAAAAGAAAGAAUUGCAGCCUGGUUUUAAAUGGCCUCAGCUUUUGAAUGGGAGUCAUGCAACCCUCUCUUUCCCUCCAUGUACAUUGCACAUGUUUGUUUGGUGAAAAGAAAAUGUUUCGAGUGGCGUAAUUUUGAGUGGAGUUUUUAAAGGAACUGGAGCUGCUAUCCUACAGAUGUAUGGCGUGAUUGUCUCUGCAUGUGAUUGGUUGUUUCGAAAAGGAAGAAGUGUGGCAAUUUGUGCGGAUCUGGUAUGUCAAGAAAGAAUGAUGUAAAGGCCGAAUGUGCUUUGGUGUUUUCACAAAUGCAACUUGUAAUGAUGAGUGUACAAAAAGUGUCGCUGGAAUAAAUCUUUUUCUCACUGUGAAGUAAGUUUAAAGCCUGUUUCCUUCUGAAAAUAAAUUUCUACAUCUGUACUAAAA
This is a messenger RNA of Cololabis saira (Pacific saury), 2158 nucleotides long. RefSeq names its product protein phosphatase 1 regulatory subunit 3C-B-like. Gene Ontology annotation, cellular component: protein phosphatase type 1 complex. Gene Ontology annotation, molecular function: protein phosphatase 1 binding; glycogen binding. Gene Ontology annotation, biological process: regulation of glycogen biosynthetic process. Lineage: Eukaryota; Metazoa; Chordata; Actinopteri; Beloniformes; Belonidae. Bases 171 to 1160 code for a protein of 329 amino acids. The record is from RefSeq and is a predicted model, not a curated record. The transcript has 2 exons.